AAAAGCCCCUGAACCGCACCACACACCCAAAAGUAUCUGGACACCCGUCUUUCCAGCCAGAUGUGCUUCGUCUCUUCCCUGUGAAGAAAGCCAGCUACAUGAAGAUCUGCUCUACAUGGUUUGGAAGAUCUCCUGCUACACCUUGUUGGAGUGAAUGUUCUACAUGUCGUACUUUGAACACAGGACUCUGCUCUUCAUCCUGACUGCAUCCAGAACCUUACAGCGUCCUGCCUGACCUACAGUUUGGUGCUGGAACUAGUUGAAGAUGCCACCACUGAGACACUCCACUCCCUUUAUCAGUAGACCUGAUGGUGAACAGGUUCUAUCAGAGAACAGCUGUGGACUGAUCAUGAGCACUUCUCACUUCUUCGUGUAUAAACAGAGCAACUUUUACAUUCAAAAGAAUCCGGACAUGAAAACCGGAAGUUGCUCAGAUCUUGGCGCUGUGGUGGAUCUACAAGGACGGAGGAGAGAUGAGCUUCUGAUCCCAGACACCUGGAGCUCCACGCGAGGCUGCAGCUCGUUGUCGGGACACGCUCCUCCGACAUCGGCUCCUGGAGGUUUAGCUUUAGCAGCGCAGCUAACUCGCGGACAGGGGGGUGAAUCCUACACGGUCUGGCGCGGGAUUCGGUUGUUUUGGAAAAGUCCAGAAGCGCUUCAGGAGAACAGGAGAAGCAGCUGCUGCUCUCACUGCGGUUCAGCUUCUCCUCAGACUGCGGUGUGGUGUCCAUCAAAACCCCCAGGAGACACCCCUGUGCCCACCAGAACCCCCAGGAGACACCCCUGUGUCCACCAAAACCCCCAGGAGACACCCCUGUGUCCACCAGAACCCCCAGGAGACACCCCUGUGCCCAUCAGAACCCCCAGGAGACACCCCUGUGCCCACCAGAACCCCCAGGAGACACCCCUGUGUCCACCAAAACCCCCAGGAGACACUCCUGUGUCAAUCAAAACCCCCAGGAGACACCCCUGUGUCCACCGAAACCCCCAGGAGACACCCCUGUGUCCACCGAAACCACCAGGAGACACCCCAUUGUCCUGACUGAGACACAGGAGAAAGGAGAGGAGAAGAAUGAGCAGCCCUCAGUGCAGUAAUGAGGUGGGCACACCCGGGAGCAGCGAGAUGUUCCAGGAACUGCUGCAGCGCCUCAGAGACUGCCAUGAUCACACUAUACAAGAGCUGCAGUUGAAGGUGAACAAACUGAAGAAGGAGCGCUGUUUUGAUGCCCAAAGACUGGAGGAGUUCUAUAAAAAGAAUCAGCAGUUACGUGAUCAGCAGAGAACACUGCAGGAAUCCAUCAAAGUCUUGAAGGAAAGACUGCAGUCUGGACCUUGUGAUCGCUGCAAGGAAACCGAAAAGCAGCUGAAAAAAAAUCAAGCGCCGUUUGAACAUCUGCUCAUCAACGAGCUCCAGUCUGAAAAAAAUCUGCUUAAGGAAGAGAUCAGGAAGCUCAGACUUCUGCGAGAGCAAUCACAUGGACAAAUUUCCCAUCAGACCUCCUUCUCAGAGCCAGAAGAAGGCGUGAUCCCGGAUUCACCAAAGCAGCCGUUGUCCUUUCCUGUAGUCAACAAGAUGAAGCGCAAGAGAGAUCAGAGCAACAUCCGCUACGCUGAAAAACGACCGUCUCCACCACUUCCUGACCCUCAGAGGAGAACCUUGGGCUACGCCGGAGCUGUGCUGGUUCCCGAGACGUGUGAUCUGGAUGUAACCUUCAUCCCGAAGAGCGACACCAAGCGUCAUGGCAGAACCGUGGUUCCAGAAAGCUGCCGUUUGGACCUGAAUUCUCAGCAGAUGUCCGAGAGUGAUGACGAAGACGAAGGUAAGGAGAAGGCAAGGAAUUUCACCAGCAGUUGUCCCGAAGCUGAGGAGCAGAACGCAGAGAAGAAUCGCGAUCGACCCGAGUCUUCUCAGAGACCGCCUAAACACCCCGAGCAGGAGUCAAGCGGAAGAAGAAGCUGGGAGAAGGAUCGAACCAUGAAUGAAGCUCCUCGUACGAGUCCACCUUCUCCGAACUCCAAGAGUUCUUCACUGAGCCAGAAUCUGAGUCCAAACGAUGAGAGCUGGAGCAUGGACCCAGGAGCUGCUCUGUCCCAGUAUAACACUAACGCCCCUCCUCACCCACAGCCCAUAAUAAUACAGGCUGAGACUGUAGACCUGGACUGUACAUAUGUGAGUCAUAGUUUAUUAGUAGCUCACCAACGACAGACUCAACUAAAGCAGACAAACUGCACCACAGGAAUUGGGCAGAAGGCUAACGACAGCUUAGCACAUAUCUUCGAUACCACUGGCCACGAGGAGUACGAGUCCUGCCCUCAGUCCUGUCUCAUGGGGGAGGAGAAUGAAGAAGAGGAGGAAUGUGAAGAACAGGACAUGGGACGAGGAGAUGAAGUGACAGAGGAAGCAAAGUGUUUGGAUGAAGUCCACCCUGAUGGAGAUGCUGGUGAGAGCGCUCGGGACCGGUCGGUUGCUCACGUGGUGGUCGUACGCAAGAAAGCGGAACGAAGGAAGCUUCAUGGGCACACGUGCAAAGAGUGUGAGAUAUAUUAUGCCGAUCUCCCCGAGGACGAGAGACGGAAGAAACUGUCGUCCUGCUCGAGGCAUCGUUAUCGUUACAUCCCUCCUUCCACCCCGGAGAACUUCUGGGACGUGGGCUUCCCUUCCACACAGACUUGCGUCGAGAGAGGAUACAUCAAAGAAGACAACCAGGUAGAUCCACGUUCAAGGAGGAGGAGACCGUACCACGCGAUGUUCUCACCAAAAGCUUUGUAGAACCACCGUACAUAUAACACACACACACACACACACCUCAUCCAUCGUUCAUUCACGUGUGAGGAGGACGUUACAGCUCUAUAAAAGACCAAGAGAAAGAUCAUUAUUUUGAUUUCUAAUCAUUUUGUGUUCGUGUAUGAUGCAGGUUCUACAUCAAAAACGGUAAAUCUUUGAUUCAUAAUUGUGGAAAUAAACAAAUGAUUGAACGCA
Silurus meridionalis is the source of this 2980-nucleotide messenger RNA. It is a transcript of the gene rbbp8, whose product is annotated as retinoblastoma binding protein 8. The coding region runs from base 1073 to 2770 and encodes 565 amino acids. Gene Ontology annotation, molecular function: double-stranded DNA binding; double-strand/single-strand DNA junction binding; flap-structured DNA binding. Gene Ontology annotation, cellular component: site of double-strand break. Gene Ontology annotation, biological process: double-strand break repair via homologous recombination; DNA double-strand break processing involved in repair via single-strand annealing. The transcript is spliced from 20 exons. NCBI's taxonomy places the organism in Eukaryota, Metazoa, Chordata, Actinopteri, Siluriformes, Siluridae. The record is from RefSeq and is a predicted model, not a curated record.